AUGUACGCGACCGGGAAUGUUGCGAUGGCCAUGGUGGUCGAGCCCGGCUCAGCCUCAGCCACCACCGGAGCUAGCAGCGCGAGUGAGUCGACUCAGAAGGGUUGCUUUGUUAUUUGGCAAAUGAUGCCCGAUAAAUGGCUGAUCGAGCUUUUUGUCGGUGGCCACAAGGUUGUGGCUGCCUGUGACGGCAAUGUGGCCUGGCGGCACACUCCGUGGCUCGGUGCUCACGCCGCUAAAGGCGGUGUUCGGCCCCUUAGACGUGCUCUUCAGGCAACUAAUUUGCUGGUAUACUUGUCACCAACCACAAUGAUUAACUGCAAAUUCUCUCUUUUGGCAAAUACAAAUUCAUUUAAAAAAGGACUCGACCCGAUGGCCAUAUCAUGUGUGUUCUCCACGGCACAGUACAUGGGGGAGAAGCAUAUGUCGGGUGUCGAUUGCUUCGUGCUCAAGCUAUCCGCGGAGCCUGCUGACCUGGCCGAGCGAAGCGACAGCUCAGCAGAGAUGAUCAAGCACGUGACGGUCGGUUACUUCAGCCAGAGGAGCGGUUUGCUCGUCCACCUGGAAGACUCGUAUCUGACGAGGAUCCAAACUCCCGGGUCCCGACCCAUGUACUGGGAGACCACGACUUGCACGAGGAUCGAGGACUAUCGGGCUGUGGAGGGUAUGAUGAUUGCCCACUCGGGCCACUCGAGCGUCAUUAUUACCAGGUUUGGGGACUGCCUGAGGGCGGGCUCGGAGGUGACGAGGAUGGAGGAAACGUACGUGAUUGAUGAUCUGGCAUUUAAUGUCCCAGGGCUAUCGGUGGACUCGUUUAUUCCUCCCAAGGAGAUGCUCAAGAGUUACUAUCCGGAGGAGGGUCUCGACUGGAGUUCGCCUUUGCAUCGGUAG
Molecule: messenger RNA, 888 nt
Organism: Striga hermonthica
Lineage: Eukaryota; Viridiplantae; Streptophyta; Magnoliopsida; Lamiales; Orobanchaceae
Source: the annotation of a GenBank genome assembly